Messenger RNA from Coregonus clupeaformis (lake whitefish), 2216 nucleotides. RefSeq names its product outer dynein arm docking complex subunit 3 (gene odad3). The record is from RefSeq and is a predicted model, not a curated record. Gene Ontology annotation, cellular component: cilium. The transcript has 14 exons. NCBI's taxonomy places the organism in Eukaryota, Metazoa, Chordata, Actinopteri, Salmoniformes, Salmonidae. Gene Ontology annotation, biological process: outer dynein arm assembly; cilium movement. The coding region runs from base 205 to 1881 and encodes 558 amino acids.
UUUGUGUUCCGUCUCGAGCCUCGACCUGAUAGGAAAGUCAGUGUACAGGUUGCUAGGCAACGAGAGGCUCUGACCGAAGGUGUUUUCACGCCAAAUCCGCCCAUACAAUGACAAAACUACCUAAAAGUGCGUCGGUUUGAAUCUAAUGCUAGCUAGAGCUAUUUCUAAAGUCGAUUAUUAGUUUGUGAUUAGUGCACACUGAAAAUGCCGUUCAGCGCCGAGGUCAUUAAGCCGCCCCUUCAUGACCAAAUAACAGAACUGCAGAGGAAAAUUCAACUUCUUGAGGGCGACAGAAGUGCAUACUAUGAAAUUUCUCAAUCCAGCAUCAAGAAAAACAGGGAUUCCAUCCUUCAGCUGAGGCAGGAGAACAAGAGACUACACAAGAAGUUGGCAGACGCUCUUGCUGGGGACGAGCAUGUGAUAAAGGAGGCCUUCCAAAGCCGAGGCAAUGAGAAAGCUGCCUUCAGAAACAUGUCAGGGAAGGCUGCUCUCAAGGUGCUGGACCAGAAGGUGUGUGACAAGAUGAAGAAGCUGAACGCUCUAAAGCACACCACCCAGACGUACCGCCGUCGCCUGGAGGACCUACAGACACAGUACCAGAGGAUGAAGCUAGAGAACAGGGGACCAGAGAGAGACACGGAGAGACGCAACGAGGAGGCCAAGAGUGAAGGAAAGGCGGCUGAGGAGCAUCCCCAAAAGAACUUGCGGGUGCUGGAGAAUCGUCUGGAGAAAGCCCAGCUGAAGUGCCAGGAGGCUGAACACAUCAUGAGGGGCUAUCUGAAACUAAAGGCCCACCUACAGGAGGAGAGCCUGACCUUCCAGUCCCAGCUGGAUAAACUAGAGGCUGAGAUCCUGAGACAGAGACAGGAGCUGAAGGACCUGCAGGUCAUGAACAGUGACGCACUCCUCUCCAAAGACGCCGCCAAGGCAGAGCUGCAGCGUCAAGAAGACCAGAUGUAUAGGGAGAGGAAGGACAGAGAGUGUAUCCUCACCCGCUACAAGAAGGAGGCAGAGGAGCGCAAGGCCCAGGCUGAGAGAGUGGAGAGAAGGGCCCAGCGUGCAGCCAUGCAGCCAGACGAGCUGAGCAGCGAGGCCCAGCGCAGUGCCACCGGGUUGGGGGAGGAGGAGAGGGCCAUCUCCACCUUCGAAGAAGCCUUCAGACGCAUUAAGGAGGCCACAGGGGUAACUGACACACAGGAGGUGGUGGAGAGGUUCAUCUCCCAGGGAGACACCCAGCAGCACCUGGAGGAUCUGAAGAAGGAGAACCACAGAACCCUGCUACAGCUGAAGGAGGACAGGGACCGUCUGCACAAACACUUCCAGGACAUUAAGUACUCCGGGGAGGCCAAGCUCUCCAGUGGUCAGCAGAUGCUGGAAGACUGUAAGCACCACCUGCAGGCAGAGCAGGGGAGGCGCGACGCCGCCAAGGAGCGUCUGGACUGGCUGACCCGGACCCUGAACACGGUCCGGGCCGGGGUGGAACACCUAUCUGACAAACUGCAGCACAUCAAACUGGGUGAGGGCCCGGACCCCCAGCUGCCCCCCGGCUCAGAGGAGUACGUGGUGGAGCUGCUGUCCCAGUCAGAACAGAAGCUGUUGUUACUGCAGGAGGAGCUCCAGGGGAACGACCUGGCCGCCAUCAUGAAGGAGAUGGAGGAAGAGGAGUUCCAUGCCAGCAUCGAGGGGAAGCUGCCCCAUUACAACACCCGCAUCAAGCUGCCUGAGGCUCAGAGACAGGACCCAUAUGAUGAAGAGGAGGAGAGCGGGGACGACGAGGGUGACAUUAUCACCAGGGCGAUACUGAAGCACCAGUCUCAGCUCAUCAUCGACUCCAAGACUAAAAGGAAGACCAGGACCAAGAAGAAAAAGGGCAAGCUCUGAUCCUAGAUCAGUUAGGCUGGCUAGAGGUCUCAAGAAAUACAAUUACUAGAAUGGGGAUGUCAGCUCUAGUAAUUAUAUUUCUAUGACGAGAGCGGCCUUGAGUUUGUGUUUAGUGUGAGGUCAUAGGUCUUAUUUGUGCCCUGGAUUGAGUGAAAAUGCCUUUGCUUGAGAUGGCAUAGGGGACUUGAGUGAAAUGUUAAUCCUCUCAUAAUUAUUCAGUUAGCUAAAUAAUUAUAUUCCUUAUUAACUAAUGGAAUGCACAGUAAAUGUACACUACCGUUCAAAAGUUGGGGGUCACUUAGAAAUGUCCUUGUUUUCCAUGAAAACAUACAUGA